CCGAGUUUUCUUGUAGACAAAGAAGAGUAGCAUUUGCCGUUGGGGACGAAGACGAAGGGUGAACUAAGCUGAGAAAACCGAUCAGAAAGCUAGAGAGAGAUGGAUCCAAAGCUCACGGAGGUUUCUCAAUCGUUUGAGCGGUUCAAAGCCGCUCUUACGCGCAACGAUUUCGAUACCUGCACCAGACUUCUCUCCCAGCUCAAGGUUAUGCUAACUGAGUUUAAGAGUCUCCCUCCCCUUUUCGGAGAAAUACCAAAUGCAGUUCAUGAGCUGACAAUUGCAAGGGAUAUAUAUGAGCAUGCAGUUGUUUUAGCUGUGAAGAUGGAGGAUCAAGAUGCCUUUGAGAGAGAUUUCUUUCAGCUGAAACCUUAUUACACAGAUGCACGCAACCGUCUUCCACCAUCCCCACAGGAAUACCCAAUUUUAGGUCUCAAUCUUCUGAGACUACUUGUGCAGAAUAGAAUUGCUGAAUUUCACACCGAAUUGGAGUUGCUUUCUCCAAAUGCCUUGGAGAAUCCUUGUAUUAAGCAUGCUGUUGAGCUGGAGCAAUCAUUUAUGGAAGGAGCUUACAACCGUGUCUUAAGUGCCAGACAGGCAGUGCCCCAUGAAACCUAUGCUUAUUUCAUGGAUCUUCUCGCCAAGACUGUGAGGGAUGAGAUAGCUGGCUGCAGUGAAAAGGCUUACGAUUCUCUUUCAAUAGGUGAUGCCCGGCAAAUGUUACUUUUCUCCUCAGACAAAGAACUCCUUGGAUAUGUCGAGGAGGAACACCCCGAGUGGGAGAUAAAAGACGGACUUGUUAUCUUCCAGAAAGUAAAAGAUUCCGCUCCUUGCAAAGAGAUACCAUCUCUGCAACUUAUUAACCAAACACUGAGUUAUGCCAGGGAGUUGGAGCGUAUUAUCUGAGGAUAGACUGCUCACCUUUAUUUCUACUCUCGAUUACGUUAUGACAAGGGGAAUGCCCCCGGGACCAGUUGUGCACAUUUAUUGUGUUUUUUGGGGGGUUUAAAUUGAAAAUGGACACUUUUGUUCAAAGUGAAUAGCUUGUUUGAUGGAAUUCUCUUUGCAUAAUUCUGUCUUUCCCAUUCCCUUGCCCUUCAAGCUAUAAAUCAUUUGUCUUGAGAUGUUUGUAAUGGUGAAGCCUUCUGCAUUGUCUGCUUCUUCCCCAUCUCAUAACACCCUGAUUUGAUGAUA
This is a messenger RNA of Ipomoea nil (Japanese morning glory), 1191 nucleotides long. Its product is annotated as 26S proteasome non-ATPase regulatory subunit 8 homolog A-like. The transcript is spliced from 6 exons. Gene Ontology annotation, biological process: proteasome-mediated ubiquitin-dependent protein catabolic process. NCBI's taxonomy places the organism in Eukaryota, Viridiplantae, Streptophyta, Magnoliopsida, Solanales, Convolvulaceae. Gene Ontology annotation, cellular component: proteasome regulatory particle, lid subcomplex; cytosol; proteasome regulatory particle. The record is from RefSeq and is a predicted model, not a curated record. Bases 100 to 903 code for a protein of 267 amino acids.